ACUGUGCUGGAGCCUCCUAGGACCUCUUGGAAACCACCAAAACAUAUUAAGCGCCUCUAAAAUGCCCUGAGACUCUUCUGAAAUUUUCCUUGCAUCCGCCAUCAUUUUUAGGAAUGCUGAUUCUCGUCAACGGACUGUUCAAGAGCUGAAGUUUGCACAAGAAAGGCAUUUUCACCUCUUGGUUCAUUAACUUAUAUUUUUAUCAUUAUUAUCAAGAUGUUUAGCACUGGGCUGGUUUAUCCCGGACCAACCGUACUACUUCCCUUCCGAAGAAGCCACAUUUUGUGGCUUUUUCUGGAGUGGUGUUUGAUCCCACACAGCCCAGUUGUUCUUCUUAGUCACGGUUAGUGGAGAGAAGCUUCAAGCGUUUUUUUUUUCAAAAUUACCAUGUAAAAUGAUUAAUGUGAUUAUUAUCACCACCCACGUGGUGCACAUUUUCAAAUAUUUAGGGUGUUUACAGUUAACGCCCUGGCCGUACCAGAUUGAGAGUAUAUGGGAUUUGCCAUAAGUCGAUACCCACGACCACCUCCUCAGGAGACAAAUUUCAAUAAAACGUUAAUUUACAGUAUUUGGGGUUAAAAAAAUUGACAAAAAAAUUCUGCAUUAACCAUCACACCAUGUCCACAACAACAUUUUUUUUUUUGUAUUUCAAAACGAACCUAAGUUUAAUUUUGCACGAAUGCUGCAUAAACAUCCAUGUUAAAUGUAUGUCAAAACAGGAGGAAACCACUCAUCAAGUAACAAUGUCUCAAAAUUUAAAAAAAGCAUCAAAUAUUUAUUUCAGUAGAAGCGCUUCAUUGAAACCGAUUAAAGUCUUAUUUGAUCCAUCCAUCCCAAUCGCAUAGAAAGUAUGCCAAGCGACAAACCAUGCCACCAUUAUUCGCCCUCAAUCGCCAAUAAACGCUCUCUAAUGACGACCAAAGGCACCAAUUCACCCAUCAUUCAUCCUGGUCCAAAGAUGGUGGGAUACGCAGUCCCGAUCCCCAUUCAUGACAAACCCUCCGCUAAUUCCGCUGCCAAUCAUAGUGAAAUGACAACAUAAUGCAAUCAAAGGUCGCUGGCUGUCUUUUCGCACUUCUUACUCUCUGGUUGGUUGCGAUCGGUCGCCGGCGGCGGAGGAAGAGCUGUAUGCUCUCGCGUCCGUCCAUCAGCUUCGGAACCUGCUGAAAUCGUCCCAUCCUUCCCUGGUUCGACCCGGGCGUUGUGUCCGUCCAUCAAGGGUGUGCGCAACUUCAUAAUAGCCCUCGGUGCACUUAAUGGCGUAAAAUGAAUUCCUUCCACCCAUACGCCAUCCAAGGCUCGAUAUAAUUUGCGCUCGAGCGAUAUUAAAUGAUAGCUAUAUAUUCGUGACAGUGUCUCGCUGGCUGGUCUAGUCCCUAAGGUCUGUCAGUUGAAUACAGUCGAGGAAACCGGUUACUGGAGUUGGAAAGCGACCAUCCCGGAGGGGAUUGAGGGGGGAAUUACUGCAGAAUGCGGUGCUGUGUGCGAGUAUGUUCAGUGAGCUUUUCGCUGCAAGGGCACUUUUUCUUACUGUGCGCCACAUAGAGUCAGUCAUCAACGACCGAGCGACGACGACGUAUGAUGGGCCAAGGAUGCCUGGAAGGCAUUUUAGGUCGUCGUCAUCAUCAUCAGCUUGGUACAUAGUCCCACGAGAUGCACAAAGAGCAGACAAAAGCGUCAACCUCUUCUGUUGCAUCACUACUGCUGCGAAAUGAUUUCAUGUGUGAGCGCAAAAUGUGCCUUCAGGAAUAAAAUGGUCCCAUUUUGUUUUUGUCGGCAGGAUCAACCAGUUUGCCAGAUCGUCUGGUGAAGACAUUCUAGAUCUCCGGGGAAAAAGCUUCCCCCGUCAAUGAACUGGUUGUGUUGAUGAUGCCUGAAGUGGUGAGCAAUUGACACCUGUGUAGGAUUGUUUAUGAAGCGGAAUUGAGAUGGAAUGUUUUACUCUGAACAGCGUGCUACUAGUUUGUAACUUGUUGUGGGAAGCAAAUCUGAUUGCUGUUUUGGAGUCAAGGCUUCCGUAUAAUUUAAUUGAUUUUGACGAUGAUUGCACUUGUUGUAUGCGUGUUAUUAAAAUAUUCAAAUUUCAAACCGUUUAUCACUGAAAAAUGACACAUUGAAUUCAAUAAACCGGAGGGCUUAACGCGCACGCAAUGAGUUUCUCACAGUAUAGCGAAGCAAACGUAUAACAAAGUGGAGCCAAAUUUUGUGCUCUGACUUCAGUUCGCAUCAGCAAUGGAACCGCUUUGGAAGUCUCUAGUAAUGUUUCUUGUUUUUCGUGUAGUCAUCGGAACUGACCAGGAAAACACUUUCGCUUUAGAUCUUUUCAAGCAAGUUUACGCCCAGGAAAGCAAUAAAAACUUUGUCCUGUCGCCGCCAAUAAUACGUGCCACACUCUCUUUCCUGUAUCUAACUGCGAACUGGAAUGCAGCUUUGGAGAUACAACACGCUUUACAAAUUCCUGAAGACAAGUCAGAAGCAACGGUUGAUCUGAAAAAUUUCCUCAUGAAAACCGCCAACAACCAAGGUCACCUACACAGCAGUUCCAAGAUCUAUCGCGAUCCAACUGAACUGAGUUGGACCCUACUAUCGCUAAUCAACGAACACAUGAAACCGGAGGUGACAAACAGCGACGACCCGGACACCGUCAUCUCAAUACUUCCCAAGUCCAUCCACAUGCCAAACUACGAUCUUCUGGUUACAACCGCUUCAAACCUUUCGGCAUCCUGGAAAAACCCGUUCAACACCUUGGAAGGCCGAACCGGUAUGUUCAAGUUCGACAACGGUUACUUUCUAACGGAUUUCAUGAAGAAAACAGCACGUUUUGGCAUCCUCAAACUGGAACAGUUCACAGCUUUGGAAAUACCCUACGAUUCAGACCUAUCAAUGGUCUUCGCACAGCCCAACGAUGAGGACGUCCCCCUGUCCGCUUUGGUGAAUGACUUCGAUCUACUAAAGUACCAAACCAUCGACUCCCAUCUUCGGCAACGUUUCGUGGAGGUGUCAAUUCCAAGGUUUGUAGUGGAGAGCAGCGUUUCACUAGGGAUGAGCUUGGCUCGGAUGGGACUGGUGUACAGCUUUCUAGCUAAUGCAUUCGAUUUCUACCUGUAUCGAGGCAGCGGAUUGGGACCUAUCGAUCACACCGGGUCCAUGAGGGUUCUGGAAGGAGGUACGGAGGAAGCUGAAGAUAGCCCGAAGCAGAAUGUUCCCCCAGCACUGCUACCUUCAUUCCGAGCCGAUAGGCCUUUUCUGUAUCUGGUUCGCAACACUACUUCCAAGGAUAUUCUUAUGAUUGGACACUAUUCUUAUUUUGAUGUUUGAAUAAAGAGUUUUGAUUAGAUUAGUAUUUGGGUGAUAGUCUAUAGAAUAUAUUUUGGGAAAGAAGUGUACAUUUUGGAAAUUACCUGUGCCCGGAGAUUUUUUCGAGAGGAACAUGGUGACUGAUAGUGACCGAAAUUGCACAACUCCUUAAGAAUUUCCUUCAGAAAUUCUAUAAAAGGAACCUCCACAAAUUUCAUUAACAAUUCUUCUAAGAAUUCUUUCAAGCUUAAGAAAAUCAUGCAUUCAGAAAUUUUCCCAGGGAUUCUUUCAGAAAAUCAUCCACGCACUCCAGACAUUUUCACGGCGUUUUUUUUUUCUUCUAAAAAUCAAGAGUUUAUAUUUUUCUGAAAUUUCUUCAAAAAAAAAAUCCUCCAGAAAAUCUGUAAAAAAUUUCUUCAGAAAUAAUUAGGCUGAUACAAAUUUAAUUUUGACUUUUUGUCUCCCCCCCUUCAAAAAUUUUUGGCUGGAUUUAGCAUUUUGAGGGGGCAGAGAAAAAAAUAUUUAUCAAAAUAUCGGGCAUUGGUGAAAAUUCUUUAACAAAUCCGAGGAGUUUUUAAUAUUUUUUAGAUAAAAUGCUUUAUUAUUUUUAUCCCCCCCCUCGACCCGUCAAAGAGUGAUGGGACAAAAAGUGAAAUAAAUAUUUGUAACGGCCUUAUAUGCGAUGCCUUAAG
Aedes albopictus (Asian tiger mosquito) is the source of this 3989-nucleotide messenger RNA. RefSeq names its product leukocyte elastase inhibitor. Bases 2233 to 3318 code for a protein of 361 amino acids. The transcript is spliced from 2 exons. Gene Ontology annotation, molecular function: serine-type endopeptidase inhibitor activity. Lineage: Eukaryota; Metazoa; Arthropoda; Insecta; Diptera; Culicidae. The record is from RefSeq and is a predicted model, not a curated record.